Ictidomys tridecemlineatus (thirteen-lined ground squirrel) is the source of this 1010-nucleotide messenger RNA. RefSeq names its product IQ domain-containing protein F5. Gene Ontology annotation, molecular function: calmodulin binding. The record is from RefSeq and is a predicted model, not a curated record. Lineage: Eukaryota; Metazoa; Chordata; Mammalia; Rodentia; Sciuridae.
UCCUCCACUGUGGCAGAAGGAAUGCAGGCCUGAGCGUGAUGAAACCAUCUAGCCCCUAACCAUGGGCAAUUUAGAGGAUCACAGACCUGAGGGAAUUUGAAUUAUCUAUCUCCAAAUCAUGGGCAAUAAACUUUGUAAGGAUGGCAACCCUUGUGAAAUCGUAAUUGUAAAUGUUGAGCAGAUCUCACCACAGAAAAAGGAAGAGGCAGAGGCAGAGGCAGAGGAAAUAACACCAGAGGAAACUUCUGACUCUACACUAGCAGCCACAAAGAUCCAGGCCUGGUGGCGGGGCACCCUGGUGCGACGCACGUUGCUACAUGCUGCCCUGAGAGUUUGGAUCAUUCAGUGUUGGUGGAGGAAGAUACUGGCCAAGCUGCUGGAGAGGAGACGGCGGACGAUGCUGGAGUUGAAUACACGGCAAAUCUGGGCCUGUGUCAAGCUGCAGGCCUGUGUUCGAAUGUGGCUCAUCAGACUGCGAUACUGUCGUGUGCUCAAUGCUGUCCGGGUCAUCCAGAUCUCCUGGCGCUGGCACAGUUGCCACACCCGUGGCUUUUUCCGGGGAAAUUACGAGAUCACAGAAAAUGAGCUAAAACUUCAAAUUGACAUUUUUCUGGGAUCACAGAUUUGUCGGAUCACCGAUUCCAUCCCCUUCCCAAUAAAGAACUGACCAGGUCUGCUCCAAAUAUGCGUCAGUAGAUCUUUGUUAGACAAGCUCCUGGAGGUCUGCAUCUCAGCAAAGGGCCAGGAAAAUGAUGGAAGGGCCAGGGCCAGGCAGAGGGCCCAACGUUGAGUGGUUCUGUCUCUUCUGACUAGCCAGUCCUAAGCUGUUGGCUCAGCCGGACUUGCCUUUUCAUGGAAACACCAACCAGAACAGGCCCUGAGGUUCCUCCUCACUCCAUUUGCUGCCAUCUCACAAAACCUGGAGUUCCUCCUCCUCCUGAAACAUUUUGGAUACACAGUGACUCUCUCCAUAGGAUAUGCAAGUGCAAUAAACUGUUUGUUGAGCUGCU